Molecule: messenger RNA, 3498 nt
Organism: Homalodisca vitripennis (glassy-winged sharpshooter)
Lineage: Eukaryota; Metazoa; Arthropoda; Insecta; Hemiptera; Cicadellidae
Gene: SiaT
Product: beta-galactoside alpha-2,6-sialyltransferase 2
Exons: 6
Coding region: 429-1745 (438 amino acids)
Molecular function (GO): sialyltransferase activity
Source: RefSeq, a predicted model, not a curated record
CAUCACUGCUAAACUGAAAGAGAAGAGACUAGAACUAGACUGUACUGUACUAUCAGUGUAACAAGUGUCGGCGUUUAGUUGUUGAAUUAUUACAUUAUGAUUUACGAAUGGCUGAGUCUAUGAGAAUGGAUUUACAUUAACUUUGUAUGAACGAAACUAUCAUAAUAAGAUGUAAUUUUUGAUUGCGUGUUUCUUAAGUUAUAUAACCUGGCAGUUUCUCAAUUUUUUGUUUGUAAACGGUAUAAUUUUAUAAACCUAGCUUGUUUCUGCAAUAUUUUACAAGCUAUGGCAGCUGUGAAAAUGAAAAAUAACAAAACAACCAACCUAUGCACAAUAGGCUAGUAAUUUCAAAAGAGCUUGGAAAUGAAAAAUAAUUAUUUUUUCUUGCGUUACCUAUCUUAUUUAUUGCUAGUAAAAUUGUAGGUAUAAUGAAGGCCAUUGCUGUUUCUGUGUGGAUUUUUAUCAAUUUGGUGUUUUUUGGUAUGUGUGGAUAUAUUUAUUUAUUGUGGUCCCAGUAUUGGCAUUAUAUAUCAAGGCAUCAACAACACUCUGAUAAUUUAGGUCUAGUUAGAAAAUCUGACAAUAGACCUCUUGUUGAUUACUUUCAGGAUACCAUUCAGUUAGAUGAACGUAUAGAACAUUUGCCACAAGAUUUAAACUGGGGCCACCAAAAAACUACUCCAGUAAUUGUGAGGAGAAAAAGCAAACCACGUUUCACCAAAGUACGGUUCACUGACCCACCCUCAGCAGCAAUACCUUGUGGCCCCCAGUGCAACAGUAGCAACAAAUUGACUGCGUUUAAAAACCAACUGAUCGUGCGGCUUCGCAGGGUGUUGCAUGAGGAAAGUAAUGUGUUCAAAUCUCGAGCAGACAACCCGUACAGCGUGAGCUACAGUGGGCGGCGUGGUGUGUCUGCUGGCACUUCCCCACAAAAGCUGGUGUGUGACUUGUAUAGGUCACUGCCUCACGUGCGUACCAUUACUGGCCAGACCAAACCUUUCGCAGGGACAGAGCUGGGACAAGCCAUACCUUCUGCCCCGCUCUUUGCUACUAACGAACGAUACAACAACUGUGCGAUCAUUACGAAUGCUGCUUCUUUCAUUGGGUCAAAUCUUGGUCCUCUUAUUGACAGCCAUGACUUGGUUCUCAGGUUUAACCAUGCUCCAACUUCAGGAUAUGAGGCCGAUGUUGGUUCCAAGACAUCUAUACGAAUACUCAACUCUCAGGUGGUUUCUAAACCACAAUUCCAUUUCCUUGAUUCAGAAAUGUAUCAAGGUCUACGUCUGUUAGCGUGGGAUCCUUCCAAUUACACUUCCUCAUUACACCAGUGGAGACAAAAGCCUGACUUUGAUGUAUUUUCUCCGUACAUGACUCAUCGUCGGCAGUAUCCCGACACCCCCCUAUACCUGGUAGAUCCUAGAGAUCUCUGGCGACUCUGGGACUUCCUUCAGGCUCGCACUCCUGCUCGGAUACGUAGGAAUCCACCAUCUUCUGGGUUUCUAGGAUUGGCACUACUACUGCCUCACUGCUCAUAUGUCAACUUGUUUGAGUAUGUACCUUCAAUGCGACUGACGAAACGCUGCCAUUAUUUUGACAACAAUGAGGACGUCUCCUGUACAUUUGGAGUUUGGCAUCCUUUGGCUGCAGAGAAACUGCUGGCUCUCAGCCUGAACACUGCACCAGACAAGACAGUCUUCCAGACCGGCUACAUCACAGUACCGGGGUAUCAGACCUUGGGUUGCUAACUAGUCUACUUACAUUUUCUGUUUUUUUUUUUUAGGAUUUUGUCAACUAAAACUCAGUGGCAAAAUAGCGAUCAUUGCUUUUUAUUAAGCAUUUUCAUUAUAAUAAUCCUAAAACAGUUGUAGCAUAGAUAUGCAACAGUUAACAUUCAAUUGUUGGUGCUUAUGUAACUGUCGAUCACAUCAAUAGCAAUUUGUAUAAUUUAUAAGUUCUUUUGUAAUUUACUAAAUUAAAUCUGCUUUUAUUUAAAUACUAAUUGAAAGGAGAAAUACAAUAAUUUGCCAUACUUAGAUUUUGAAAAAGGUGUGUUUUAAUAAUCUUCAUAAAUUGGAAUGAAAAGGGUAUUUUACAUUAAAACUCUACUGUCAAACAAUAGUACGUUUGCAAUAAUUUAAUGAGUUGUUGUGUUAAGUUGUUUAGUUUCAGUAACAAGCCAACAUUAACAUUGAACAGUAAAUUCUAUCUCUGGAGACUGCUGCUAUCAAAAUUAACACUUAAAAAUUGUCUAUGAGGUAUUUUGAAUUUCCACAAUUAUAUUUAAAUUCGAAAAUAUACCGGUUAGCUAUUUAUAUGUCCCUAAUCUUCGCCAUUACGGUACUCUCUUACAUUUUAUAAAUGCAAAAGUGAAUUUGUUUGCUUCUUACGCUUUCACGCUUUAACUAUUCAACUGAUUGUACUGAAAUUUUACAUGGACAUUCUUUUGGUCUCUGGUUAACAUAUAAGCCUAUUCUUCUUUUGAAGAGAAUCCCACUGGUUUCUAUAGUAGCAAAAAUCCCAUCUUGGUCUCUAAAGUUGCAGUAUAGCAAACAAAUAUUACAAUUCGUAAGAGUUUGUUGAAUGUAAUUGACUUUUUUUAUAAACAUCGUUUUUUGUUAGCACAACCAUAUAUUUAAUUAAUUUUACAACUAUUUUAAAUUUAUUUAUAUUUAUAGUGUGAAAGCAUAGAGUAAGCUUGAUAGCAACAACACUUCUUAUUUCAACCGUUUCAACCAAAUAGCAAAAUUAAAACUUUUAUUAAAAAUAUACUUUUAACUGUCCUUUUUUGAAAAUAUUGAGCAUACAGUGCUUCGUCAGUACUACAAUGCAGAUAUAAAGGACAAAGUAUUUAACUUAUACUCUAAAUUUAAAGACUGUUAUAAAACCCAUUUUUGUUGUCUUUUGACAGAAGUAGGCUUCUCAGACCUGUGUAUGUGUAUAUAUUUUCUUUAUCGGGAAACGAGGAAAAAGCAACUAUGAGACAAAAAUACUAAGACUGGAGUAAAUUAUAAUGGUCAUAAAUAUACACUUUUUGACAAUUUUCUUGCUCAUGGCAACAAGGCAAACUUGACAUUGCCGUUGGAAGUAUAAUUUACUCGAACCAGAAGUGCUCAUAUACUUGCAAAGCCUUAAAAAUUGCGUGCAAAGCUGUGGGUAUCUACUAGUGUUGGUAUAAAAUGAAAUCUUUUGGAAGUUUUUUAUUCCGAGAAAGAUAUUAGUAAGAAGCAGACUUGCAGCACGUGAGAUUAAAAUAGUAAUUUAAGGAUGGGAAUAAACUGAUGAAAUUGUAUUGCAGUCAGUUUUUUUUCUCAGGUGGAGAAUAACCAUUUCAAGUAUCUUGUAUCAACAGACAACUAGAUAAAGAGACUGAAAUUCACAAAUUUCUGCCAAAUAAUCUAUUUGUUUUUUGCAGCUACGAGGAUUUAUCAUGUACACCAAUUUAUGUGUAUGCUUAGUUUAAGUGUAUCUACGUAGGAAAAAUAUAUUGUAAAAAAAUUA